AUGGAGAAAGUGAUCAAUCUGAUUCCGAUCGAAGCUACUUAUGAGACCUUCGCUGACUUUGGUCAAAUCAUCGAACCCUCUCGUGAUUGUGAUCAUUUCGGUCCCAACGACGCUCAGCUAUAUAUUAUGCCGCUACAAGAUACAUCCUUUGGAUUUUCAAAGAUCACUCAUCACGCAAACGUGACACAGUGCAUAGGAUCAAUAGGAGCUCGUGUUUGGUAUCUCGGAGUGUCUAAGCCAUCUCUUAUUGAAGUCGGUGAUGAUGAUACAAGGAGAGUAGUAGGUACAAGUACAACAGUUGUAGAAUCAAAGUAUGGUCACUUGUUCGCUCCUCCUCCUGUUGAAGAGGUGCGCGUCUUCAGGGUCUCAGGAACUAAGUUUGUUAAAUACAACCGUGUUACUUGGCAUGUUGGACCGCUCUUCAGUGACACCUCCAUGGACUUCUACAACCUUGAGCUCAGCGACACUGAUGUGGUGGAUGAGAGGACAUAUGAUUUCAGGAAGAACAAUGGAGUCAUCUUCCGAUUUGAAGAACUCAAAGAGGAGGAGACAUCAUCGUCCUAGCUCAAAACCUAUUGAACCAAUUGAAUCGGAGACCACCAGUUCAACCUUUGUCAUGUUUAUUUUGUUUCAAGUUAAAAAAAUAAGAAGAGAAUUGGUCUUCCAAAUGUUAAGGAACCACCUCUUCCACUUUCACAUUUCCAAGUUCCUUUUCGUGGAGAAGCUAUGGCUCCAUCUCUGUUUCUGUUUGUCUAUGUAAAUGAAAUGUAAAAAAAAUAAGCCCAAAUCUUAGGCGAAUCUCAGUCAAUGUGUUCACU
Messenger RNA from Camelina sativa (false flax), 818 nucleotides. The record is from RefSeq and is a predicted model, not a curated record. Lineage: Eukaryota; Viridiplantae; Streptophyta; Magnoliopsida; Brassicales; Brassicaceae.